Molecule: messenger RNA, 1801 nt
Organism: Daphnia carinata
Lineage: Eukaryota; Metazoa; Arthropoda; Branchiopoda; Diplostraca; Daphniidae
Product: cytochrome P450 306a1-like
Exons: 8
Coding region: 218-1801 (527 amino acids)
Biological process (GO): xenobiotic metabolic process
Cellular component (GO): intracellular membrane-bounded organelle; cytoplasm
Molecular function (GO): iron ion binding; oxidoreductase activity, acting on paired donors, with incorporation or reduction of molecular oxygen, reduced flavin or flavoprotein as one donor, and incorporation of one atom of oxygen; heme binding
Source: RefSeq, a predicted model, not a curated record
ACUUACCAAGGCACAACACACACACACUUUUACUUUGGUUCUUGGAAACAGUGGCAAGGUCGCCAUACCCUAACGUAGAGGACAUUCGUGACGUUUCGAUUCGUUUGACUUCAAAGUGAAACGGGAAAAGGAACAGACAAGUCAAUCGUUCAAGUGUGAAGAAAGAAAGAAGGAAGAAAGAAGGAGGGAAAGCGAGAGAGAAGCCUGUUCUGACGACAUGUGGAUCUGGCUGUGCCUGUCGAGUCUUCUGCUAGGAUUGGUGGCGUUGCUAUGGUUACGCGACGCCGCCAAACAACAACACUUGCCACCAGGACCGGUGGGCUUGCCUCUGCUCGGCUAUUUACCAUGGAUCGACAGCCGCGCACCUUACGAAACAUUUGGCCGUUUGAGCCACCGUUACGGCCGCAUUUAUUCGCUGAAAUUGGGCAACAUGUUGGCCAUUUUCCUCAGCGAUCCGCAGCUCGUGCGUCAGGCUUUCAGUAGACCCGUGUUCAGCGGACGGGCACCCCUCUACCUGACGCACGGCAUCAUGAAAGGCCACGGUUUGAUUUGCGCUGAAGGAGACUCGUGGCGAGAGCAUCGACGUUUCGCGAUGAACGUCAUGAAGCAGUUGGGGAUGGCCGGACGUCAAGGCGCCUCUCUGAUGGAAUCACGUGUCAUGGAUCGCGUCCUGGAAUUCGUUCAAGGAUUGAAGAGCCAAGUGUCAUCGACCAGCGGCGUGGAUCUGGUGCCGGGCUUGCGUCAUUGCAUCGGCAACAUCAUUAACGGCGUCGUUUUCGGCCGGACGUACGCGGCCGACGAUCCGACCUGGAUUUGGCUCCAGCACCUGCUCGACGAGGGCGUCAAACAGGUGGCCGUCGCCGGGCCCAUCAAUUUCCUGCCCGUUCUCAGGUUCUUGCCCAGAUAUCGGAACAUCAUGUCGUUCGUCAUCGACGGCCAAGUGGCAACUCAUCGCCAUUACCAAGAGAUUAUCGACGAUCACGAGCGCCAGCUCAAUCAGCUCGCCGACAAUCAAGGAUCGAGUCAUGGAUAUACGGACGUGAUCGAGGCCUACCUCUUGGAAAUGGCUCGACGACGUCGUGCGAACGAAGCGACUGGAACGUUCACCACUACCCAACUUUACCACGUGCUGGCCGACAUGUUCGGUGCCGGCACGGACACGGCCCUGACGACCAUCAAAUGGAUCGUCCUGUACAUGAUCCUCUAUCCAGACGUGCAAAGCAAAAUUCACGAGGAAAUCGAUCGUGUCAUUGGUGACAAUGAGAAACAUGGAAGGACGCCUUGCUACGCCACUGAUGCCAAGCGCAUGCCCUGGACGGAGGCCGUCAUAUGCGAAGUGCAGCGCAUCAAGACCAUCUUACCGCUAGGAGUGCCCCAUGGAACACUGGACGAUUGCCAUUUGGCCGGUUACCGGAUACCUAAAGGGGCCAUGGUCGUGCCCGUCUGGUGGUCCAUGAAUCUCGAUCCGACCUUGUGGUCGGAGCCUUUGCAAUUCCGUCCGGAGCGGUUCCUCGUGCGCGCGUCGGACGGCGAAUGGACGCUCGUCAAACCCGAUCAUUUUUUGCCCUUCCAGUGCGGAAGGCGGAUGUGCAUCGGCGACGAGCUGGGCAAGACGAUCAUCUUCCUCUUCACCGUCACGUUGCUCCAGCGCUUCCGGCUGGCGUUCCCGCCGCAAUUCAAAGACUAUCAGACGGUCGUCGGGACGGAUGGCCAACGGACGGAUGAAAUGCCUCAUCCCGAGUACGGAUUCACGCUCGUACCUCAUCCUUACCCAGUGGCUCUUCAUCCGCGUUCUGGAUGA